Molecule: messenger RNA, 551 nt
Organism: Dentiscutata erythropus
Lineage: Eukaryota; Fungi; Glomeromycota; Glomeromycetes; Diversisporales; Gigasporaceae
Source: the annotation of a GenBank genome assembly
GGUUAAAUAUAACAGAAGAAGAAGAAGCUCUUAUAGAACACCCUAGUGAGCCUAAGGGACACGUAAGCAAAACAAAUAAAUUAACCUCCCAAAUAGACAACAUUAGGCUCAAAAGUGAAACCAUUUCCAUGGAAGAUACAACAGAUCAUUACACAAAUUCUCUUACUAAAACUAGCAAUAACAUGGAAAUAGACAAAAAUCAAAUAACAGAUUAUUCUAUAAAAAAGACUGCAUUGCAAUGCAAUAAUAAUAUCAAAAACAAUAUUGAGCCAAUUUUUAUGGAAACUGCACUGAUUUAUGGGAAAACAAAUAGAGAUAUAGAGAAAGAAAAAAGACCAGUAGAUGAAUCUGAGACACCGAAAGAAAUGUUCUCUAUCAAAUGGUUAUCUACCAAACAGAGCAUUAGAGCAAAAAGUACUAAGUGGGAAAAAAAAAAGAAACAAGAAAAACAAGAGAGUGAAUUAGACCAAGCCAAAAAUAUUUGGGGACUAGUAGAUAAAAUGAAGAAGAGAUUUACAGAGCUGGAGUUGCAAAUCGCCCAGCACUUCUAA